Molecule: messenger RNA, 2256 nt
Organism: Amaranthus tricolor (Joseph's coat)
Lineage: Eukaryota; Viridiplantae; Streptophyta; Magnoliopsida; Caryophyllales; Amaranthaceae
Exons: 2
Coding region: 410-1582 (390 amino acids)
Source: RefSeq, a predicted model, not a curated record
CAAAAAUCAAAAAAGUUGCUUUUUCCUCGUUUCCUAUUCACCAUCUUCUGCAAUCUACUCUUUUCCUCAAACCCGCAAUUUUCUUGAAAACGACCAAGCAAUCAAACAACCCAAUUACCCUCUGAAAAUGCCGAAAGGGUCCAACAUCAAUUUAAUUACUCCUUGAUUGUGCAUCAAAACCAAUUACUACCUCUUGUUGCUUCUGAAUCCUGCCGCAAACAAGGGAAAAUCAACAACAGUUAGUUCUAUUUGAUUUUGCAUCAAACACUAACCGCACCAAACCCACCUGUCCUUCGAUUCUUGGCGGCAGUAAGGGCUAGAAGCUUUCUGUUUUCUUGGUCUGUGACUACCGAAAAGAGCCAGGUUCCGAUCACCGGCCGCCGGCAACCCAUAAAACUCAUCAUCUACCAUGGAACUCGAUAACAAAGCUGUUAUUCAAAACCCGGUCACUAUGGAAGAUUUAAUGCAACUGUUUACACAGUUAAACUCCAAAAAAUCCUCCACAGAAACUCAGAAUUUCCAACCUAUUCAAAUUCCAGAAAAAUUGAAUCACAAAAAUUUCACAAAAUGGGCAAAGCUAAUGCAACUGGAACUCGGCGGCAGGGGAAGGCUCAAUCACAUCACAGCCUCCCCGCCAAGCCAAGAGGAUCCAGAUUACACAAAAUGGUCACAGCGGGAUUCUCUGGUAAUCUCAUGGAUAAUUGGAAAUAUAGAUCCAGAAUUGCAAAAUCAAUUCUUGGAUUACCCUACCUCGAGAGAUUUGUGGAAAGGGAUUGAAUUAUUAUACGGCGGGACCAAAGACGGACUCCAAAUUUUCGACCUCAUGGUUAAAGCAAACAAAAUCCAGCAAGGAAGAGAUCCAAUCGAAAUAUACUAUAGCAAACUUACCGGAGUCUGGAAGGAGAUUGAUAGACGUUCACCAAAUCCGAUGAACAGUCCAGAAGACAAAACGACUUACAAUCAAAUAACCCAGCAAAAUCGAUUGUAUCAGUUCUUAGCAGGGGUAGAUGAAACCCUUGAUAAGGAUCGAUGGGAUAUUCUUAAUCGUGAACCUCUUCCAACACCAGAGGAGGCAUUUGCAAUAAUAAGAAGAGAGAUAAACCGGCGAGGAAUUAUGAGCACCGAACCACCAAAACCCUCACAAAUCGAAUCAUCGGGAAUUGGUGGUGGGUUUACUGUAAGGGGAAGAACAGAGAAACCCAAUUUCCGUCGAGAUGAUGAGAAAUCAGGACUCAGAUGCACCCAUUGUGGGGGUGCGAGACACACCAAGAAGGGGUGUUUCGAGAUUAUCGGUUACCCAGAAUGGUGGGGAGAUCGAAAGAAGAGAGGAGAAAAGAAGAGCAUGGCGGCUGUGGGUACCAGUGAGGCACCAGUAACAGGCGGAGAGCACGGAGGAACGGAAGCCGGCUGUGGAGCCUCCCUCUCUGCGUCAGGUAUGACAGAGAAAGCAAAGGAGGAAGGUAUGCCUUUUGGUCUCCAAGAAUCAAAUUUAUAUGGCCCAAUUGUUUGCCCUAAUUCCACACGUAAACCUAAGUGCUCAAGCCCAUUUUGUUUUAAGCCCAAUACCAAUUCUAUCGCAUAAACCGUGAAACAUGAAAAUAAAACCAACUCAUACCAUGUAGGAUUAGUUUGUAAAUCGAAUAAAAAUCCCAGGUGGAUUUUUUAUUGUGGAGCAACUGAUACUAUGACAUUUGAUUCCAGUGACCUUGAAACUAUUCUCCCACCAGGAAAAAAUAACGUACAAACAGCCAAUGGAGAGAUAGUUAAAACAGAGGGGUUGGGUGUUAUCAGGAUUUCAGAUAACAUCAAAUUAUCAAAUUGCCUUUUCAUACCAAACUUAUCCCACAAGUUACUUUCCGUUAGCCAAUUGACAAAAGAAUUAAACUGUAUUGUUAACAUAAAUUCUUCUGGUUGUACUGUUCAGGAUGCUCGGACAGGGGAGAUUAUUGGGCAUGGUACUGAGGAGGGAGGACUGUAUUAUGUUACUCAGAUGCCUCACCAGGGUAAAGCAAUGCUUGUUCGCGGGACGGUUGAACAGCAGCUUUGGAUGUGGCAUAAGCGACUAGGUCAUCCGUCUUUAGGAUAUCUUAAAAAACUCUUCCCUAAUCUUUCUAGUUCAAAUGUUCCUUUUGAUUGUGAAGCUUGUAUCCUUGCUAAGAGUCAUAAGCACUUUUAUCCGAACAGUGAUAGUAGAACUGAUAAACCUUUUGUUUUAAUUCAUUCGGAUGUGUGGGGACCAGCUCCCGCGUUCAAUAA